Molecule: messenger RNA, 1176 nt
Organism: Pseudovirgaria hyperparasitica
Lineage: Eukaryota; Fungi; Ascomycota; Dothideomycetes; Acrospermales; Acrospermaceae
Exons: 7
Coding region: 1-1176 (391 amino acids)
Source: RefSeq, a predicted model, not a curated record
AUGAGUUCUGAGCAAACUCCACCUGAUAUCGCGGCUGCGGGAGACGUCCCGACACUGAAUAAGCCGGCCUCAAUAUUGACCCUUAUGAUCCUUUUCAAUGUACUGACUUGGAUCGCUGUUGCUCUACGUGUCUGGUCCCGGAUAAAACCAGUGAAAGCUCUAUACUGGGAUGAUCUAUUCGUAGUAUUGACAUCGAUAAGUACGACAAUAGGGACGGCGAAUGCCUGCGUCGAGGUCAGAUAUGGUCUUGGUCAGCACUGGAAAACGCUGUCGACUGAUGAAUGGGAACCCUAUCUCUUCUGGACUUGGCUCGCAAACCCGUUCCUCGCAUUAUCAUUGACCCUGGUCAAACUCUCCGUCCUGUUCCAAUAUAUGCGUCUCUGUUCUGGAAGCUCAUUUCGCGUAUUCCGCAACGUCUGUGUCGGUCUCAUGGUCGUUGUAAGUGCAUGGGGCAUUGCGUACAUCUGUCUAAUGAUCUUUGCGUGCGACCCAAUCAGGGCCUUCUGGACAGCUGAUGGCCCUAGAAAGUGCAUCUUCUUUGGUUCAGACAAUCCCGAUGAGAAGAUUCGGGCUUACCUAUCGCAUACUGCCUCGAACAUGGUCCUCGACGCCAUGAUAUUCUGCCUCCCUUUACAUAUAUUCUACAAAAUGCAGCUGGAGAAGAAGAGCAAGUGGGGUUUCGCAGGCAUUUUCCUCAGUGGUUCAAUUAUCGUUGUCAUCGCGAUUGUACGCUUUGCAAAUCUCCUCAAACACGAACUUGGCCUCACCAGUGCUCAUUUCGACGUGACGUACUAUGCCACUGCUGCGGUGGUACUAUCUGCCCUCGAAGCAGCAGUCGCUACCGUGGCGGCCAGUAUUCCGGUCUUCUGGCCGCUCGUAAUCUCGUUGAAAUCCAACGUAAUCCUGAUCAUCAGCGAAGUCAGCGUUACCCACGAGAAGCGAGCCGAUAGCACUACCGGCCUCCGAAAUAGCGAUUGGCAGCCCUUAGAAGACUUCAGCACGAAAGGCAAAGACGAAGAUCUCGAGAGUGUUCACAGCAAGAAAGACUACAAAGCCCCGCGUCCGUCUACGGGUGCCAUUCCACGAAAUCUCGUCUUUCCAGAGACCAAGCUGGAUGAUGAGCCCAGACUGAACCAAACGGAGACGACUGUUGUUGCUGGCGAUCUGAAACGCUAA